Rotaria socialis is the source of this 2241-nucleotide messenger RNA. Lineage: Eukaryota; Metazoa; Rotifera; Eurotatoria; Philodinida; Philodinidae. The record is from the annotation of a GenBank genome assembly.
AUGAACGUACAGCUACUCUCAUGGAGCCGUAUGCCUGCAAGCAAAUGGAUUAAGAUUUUGGUCAUAUUCACAAUUUUUCUAUCACUUUAUAUUUAUUUAUUUUCCAAAGAAAUAGAUGUGAGAUUAAUAUUUCGACAAGCUCCAAAAGAAAUAUACUAUGUCAAACGAUAUCCAUUUACUUUUAAUGCAGCAAUUAUUACGUUAAAUUCAUCGAAUACACUGAUUCGUAUCUAUGAACAACAAUUUUCCCGUUACACUGCUGCUCCAUUUUCACCGAACUUUGAAAAUCAUCGUUUAACGCUCAAAUUCAAUGUGAGAUUUAUUGCCACAUAUCUGUAUGGCAAUAUCGGCAGUUUCCAAGGUGAAAUCCGCUGUUUACGAGUCGUAUGUUUGCAAAAACACAAAAAUGAAACGAUGUCUGUGCAAUAUUUCGAUUUAAAUAUAUGUUUCAACGUUCAGAAACUGAACGCACAAGCAAUACAUUUUACAUUGAAUUCUAUAACGGCAGUUGAACCUUUCUUAAUCAUUUCAAAAAUUCCGAUCAAUAAACAAAACGAUCUCAUUACCCACAUCAUUGUUCAUGUUAAUCGAAUAUGUUUCCCUGGCACUAUUUUCAGUUUCAAGUAUCAAUGGCUCGACGCCAACGUUCUGAGUGAUUUAUAUUGGCCUCAAUGGCCCUUGAAAAAAUCAUGCGCCGAUCAUAUUUAUAAGCAUCUUUUGCAAAAUCGUACUGACGAGGCUCAAAUUUACUUCUCCUGUUCUAUUACCAGUAUUUUAACUCAUUCCACUUCACGACAGUUGUUCAAUGACGAAAGAAUUGCGAUAGCUCAUUGGCUCGAUGCACAGUACAAUUCAACGAGAACGGAUUCAUCUUUUACUCAAAAUCUACUGGUUGAUCAAUUAUCAUCAACGGCACGAACAAGACGUCUUAGUCCAUUUGAAUUGGCAUCAAAUCCAAAGGUUUGUUCCGUCGAAUUGCACCGGUGGAUUUUGAAAUAUCAAGAUUGGCAUGAGAGUGUUAGUUUAACCAUCAGUGAUCCAAGCUUGAGCUUUGAGCAGCAGCGUGAUCGCAUCGUCGACCAAAAUGUUCGUUUUAUGCUCUAUGAAAAGAGCACUUCAGGUAUUGCCGAUCGUAUUGUUCACUUGAUGACGACCUAUCUGGUCGCAAUGUUAACUAAUCGAUUACUUGUGUUCGAUCCCAACUGGCCAGAAUUUUCUCAUUUAAUGCUGUCAAGUUUAAAUUAUGAACGAGAAUUGAUCAUUCCGUGGUUUCGUACUCUAGAACAUCUUAAUAGCCAUUUAUCUCGGAAUAGUACAAAAUAUCUGACAUCGGGCUACUAUAAAUUUUCUUUUGACCGACUAAAUCGCGAUUAUGACUAUGAUCGACAAUUUCCGGAACGAAUCCUCAUCUUUCGAGCCCAUACAGGGGGUAUUAUACAUACCAUGAUGUCGCAAACAAACGUAUAUCGUAAGUUUCUAACUGAAGAUCUGCGCAUGAGUGCAGAUAACAUGUUUGGAUGUCUCUAUCAUUCACUGAUUCUUUAUCGACUGUCAGCAUUAAUCGAAAUAACAUCGAUGAGCACUAGCACCCACUCUCUGGAAAACGAACAUCUUGGUCAUACGCCACGACAACUCCUACAAGUGCUUUUGUCGCCGAACUUUUAUCCUAUUGGAAUUCAAGUACGCACUGGAGACACCAACAUAAGAGGCGAUAAUCCUAAGAGCUGGUUCAAAUUUAUUACCAGUAAAAAGUCACUGCUUCCAUCAUUUGAAUAUUUCUUCACGUGUGCACGAGAUAUUGUUGAUGGAAAUCAAACAUUUAUCACUAACAUCAAACAGGUACCAAUAGCUUUUCUCAUAUCAGAUACUACCCGACUUCGUCAAGCAGCUUUGUUACGCUGGAAACUACCAUCCUCUUGUAUUCAAUCUUUUGGAAACACAUGCCGAAAUCACGAACAUGGUUUGCCUGUGAUAGCCAAUUCAAAUCCUGUUCUUCAUGUCGCCUACACCUCAGAACAGCUGUUAGCAUUACGUAUGGCGAUGUUUGAUAUUUUCCUGUUUAGUUUAUGCGAACAACAUGUGAUUAGUGCAGAGAGCGGUUUCGGUAGUAUUGGAGUAUUCGCAGCCUUGAAACAGAGAAACAUCUAUUCACUUUCGACGCUUAGCACAAAAUCGUGUAGAGGUAGUAAUCAGCACAUCUCUCUAGUGGCUUCCAGUUAUCAGUGGUCUGGCAUUCGAUGA